Syngnathus typhle (broad-nosed pipefish) is the source of this 7721-nucleotide messenger RNA. It is a transcript of the gene slc2a4rg, whose product is annotated as SLC2A4 regulator. Gene Ontology annotation, cellular component: nucleus. Lineage: Eukaryota; Metazoa; Chordata; Actinopteri; Syngnathiformes; Syngnathidae. The record is from RefSeq and is a predicted model, not a curated record. Gene Ontology annotation, biological process: regulation of transcription by RNA polymerase II. Bases 223 to 1821 code for a protein of 532 amino acids. Gene Ontology annotation, molecular function: RNA polymerase II cis-regulatory region sequence-specific DNA binding; DNA-binding transcription factor activity. The transcript is spliced from 8 exons.
GGAGGAAAGAGGCAAAACAAUCUUUUUAUCCUCCGGACCGGGCGGCUUUUUGGAUAUCCCGGCUAGCUGAACGCCCCAUGUAGAGUAGACGUUGACGGACGAUAUCAAUAAUACCCGGAAAGUCACGACAAUCCCGAUAAAUGAAUCCCACUCGAGAAUUUUGCACUACGAUCUAUAGAAAGCGAGUUUUCUUUCUUUAGUCUCCACUUGGUCGCUCUGAAAAUGGAUUCGAGAUCGAUUUUGGACAAGCCGGUGGUUGGGACGCGGCUUGCUGGUGCGGACUUCGGCUACCGGACGACCCGCUCGGUGCUCCACGACAGCCGGCUGGAGAAAAGCGGCGGGUUGCGGGCGGGGGCGACCGCAAACGGGACCGUCCUCUUCAAAUGUGUGCGAGGCGGCCAGGCGACGAAGGAUAACGUCUUUGCUGAAGGGAAUGGACGAAGAUUGCACGACGGGGAAAAAACUGGCCUGGGCGAACACAGAGACACUGGUUGCACUGCAAGCCUGAAGAGGACCAGUCCUACUCACUGCCCAGUUACAAAUGGGCAAACACCGAGCAGCUUUAUGUCCUUGGACAUCACAACUCAAGAGAGACAGGUGGAGAUGGCUAUCAGCUUCAGGCCAACACCAGGACAGAAUGUACCAGAGAAGGAGAGACAACCGCUCCCUUCUUCUCAUAUCCCUGUCCCCAGGAACAGGAAGCCCUCAGGUCAUGCUGAUAAGGAGGUGAUGGCCGCCGCCGUCCUGACAUCGCUGUCCACAUCCCCGCUGGUGCUCUGCCCGUCCUCCACGCCGACAGCUCCAUUUUGCUGUGCUUGCCAUUGCCAUGGCAACCUCACCAGAUGGUCAAAGUCCUGGCAACUUUCUCAACCCCCCUCCCCUUUUUGCACAACUUACCGAGGCUCUUUGCUCCGGAUGAGCCAACAUGGAGCUGCAGUUCCAGAACCAGCGAUUCGGGCUUGGAAGGAGGCGCUGUCAGCCAGCUACAGCAGCUCCACCAGCGGCAACUGGAGCUGGGAUGCCAGCGACCAAUCGGUGCCCUCCACGCCAUCACCGCCUCUGUCCAACGACGCCAACAAGAACUUCCUGCUCCCGUCGCAAGGGGAUGAUGUCAGCGAGGACGUCGCCGAAAGCACGCAUUUCAUGUUUGAGGACCCCAUACCUCGCAAACGAAAGAACUCCAUGAAGGUGAUGUUUAAGUGCCUGUGGAAGAACUGUGAAAAGGUCCUCAGCACUUCCUCAGGAAUACAGCGGCACAUCCGCACCGUCCACCUGGGGCGUAACAGCGACUCGGACUACAGUGACGGGGAGGAGGACUUCUACUACUCAGAGAUCGAGGUCAACAUGGACAGCCUGACGGAGGGCAUGUCCAGCCUCACGCCCACCUCGCCCACCACGGCCGGCCCCCCGCCCAUUUUCCCGUCGCCGCUUGCCGACGUCCCGCACUCGGAGCACAUCAACUUGAACGGGGUGCACAGCCAUGCUCCGACACUGCUCAGCCAAUCGGCUCCCUCGACCCUCUGCCACAUCCGCACUGACCACGCCUACCAGGAAACCCCGCGGGGAGGCCAAAAAGUGCCGGAAGGUCUACGGCAUGGAGAAGAAAGAGAUGUGGUGCACGGCCUGUCGCUGGAAGAAGGCCUGUCAGAGAUUCACCGACUAAGAGCCCACCCCACUUUUAGUCCCCCGCCCCCCGUCGCCGGCAAGACGAGCUCCGCUAUUUGGCGCUGGAGCAGGCUUCUUCUUUUGCUUCUCAGUGCUGCCUCCUGCAGAGCAGCAGGAGGUUUGACUUUGCUCUCUACUCUUUCCCAAAAAAACUGAGAAAAAGGAACUUUCUGCUGGUUUUAAAAUUUUUUGGUUUUCCCUUAAGACUGAGAUUUUUCACUCGCUCACUGUUGAUAAAAAAAAAAAAAGGGGGGGGAUAAGGACAGCGUUAAAGAAACUUCCAUUUUAAUUGGGAACGUUCAGAUGCUAUUUUUCACUUAUUUUCCACUGAAUGUGUAAAAUGACAAAUAUUUUGGUAUACUCAGUAUAUUAGCAGCAUGAUGUAAGCUAUUGUUGACGCAUCAGUGGACGGGUUCCCGACGCUCCAUAGCACAUCAGUGUCACUGCCGCGCCCUUGUUGAGUUCCAACCAAGUUCUAUCACGCAGCCGUAAUGGACACCGACGUUCUGCCUGUCCAUUCCCUCUUUCAGCUAGACAUUAAUCUUCACAUUUUUGCAACGAUGCACAAAACCCUCACAUUAUGUGGUACAAAAUAACAAGAAUUCCCCCUCUUUCAACUUUGCAAAAAAAAGCUCUACAGAUGUACAGAACAUAAGAAACAUAGCCCCCUCCCCCUCCCCCCUCUUUAACCCAGAGAAAUAUGCACCUUGAAGAAACGACUCGACUUUUACGAGUAUCACUGUAAGCCUGGGGGAGAGGAAAGUGUGUAUCUUAUAGAGAGUUUAUUUUCAGCAUGGACGUGCUGAAGCAACUAGCAGUUGCACCAUGCAAUCAGCAGGAUUACAACUCGUUGAAUAUUGUCUUUCUUGCUUUCAUGUUGUCGUUGUCGGGAAGGCGAUUCGGGCAGUCUUUGCUUUUCUUGAUUUUUCACGUGACAGCUGAUGUUUUGAGAUUCUGAGAAGAGAUUGUUUUAUGUCGCCAUGUAUUUUGCCCUUUCAAACCGCCCCCGUCUGAUUAAGAGGAUAGAAAAAGUCUACACACCCUUGCUCAAAUGGCAUGUCAACUAAAUGAAGGUAAUUUUUCCACUGUUAACGUGCAAGCACCUUUGGCCAUAAUUUCCGAAGAUUGUUUGCCACAAUGAUAUUAUAUCUCAGUUCAUUUUUCACUUUUGUCUCUCUCUAGAAAAAAAAAAAAGACUUAUUCUUUCAUUUGAUUUGCAGGGGUUAUGGGUCACGCACAUGAUUUGUCAUGGUCUCAUUUUUGUUCAUCGCAUUUGAGCGGGGGUGUGCAGACUUUCUCUAGCCGCUGAAGGUAGUGAGCCCGUCAUCACUGCUUGUCUGGAGGGCAGCCCUUUAAUGCGGAGAGACUUGCGCAUUAGCAAACCUGACUUCACUGGAACAUUUGUUGUCAUUUCAAUCCUUCAAGUGAUCCACGCUGGGUUGUAAGAUUUGCAAUUCUAAUGCAGCGUCUCAAAGCAUUUACUUGAUUUGUAAUAAGAUGGAAGUAUAGUCCUCCGUUCCACCCCCCCCCCCCCACCCCAGAUUAAACCUUGCUGAUGGAUCUUUCGAUUAGUAUAGUAAGGGCAAUUGCUUUAUUUAAUCAUAAAUCUGUUUGAAAUUCCUCUUGGAGGUCCAAGACAUGUGAAAGAGCUGAGGAGAAUAAUAGCCAGCGACAAUCAAGACAUUUCUAUUCAAUAACAGGCAGCUUUGUGAUUGGCUAAAUAAAACUAGAUGGCUCUCGUGGGUGAUUUUAUUGAUGAAAGUAGACUAAAUCGUUGCUAAUCAUUGUAGUUUUUUUGUUAGGUGUCUUUUUCUUUAAGAUGGACUCGUUUUUCUAAUUGUUGUAUAAUUCUUCUAUUCAAAGACCCAAGAAGCGCUUCAUCUAUUUCCUCUUUAGCAAGUCAUAUAGUCGUCGUACUUUUAUCUGACAAAUUUUUAAUUUUACAAACUGGCGCAGUGACCGAGGAUCCGUAUUUUCAAGCCUUGUUGUCGAUGUGGAUUUGACGGCGUUUUUACGCAGCCAUUCAACUUUGUAGAAAAAGUGACAAACACGUAGGCUAUCAGAGCAAAUGUGGUGAUCUUUGUUGCCAUGGAAAUUUUACCUUUUCCUUUCUCGAUGCUUGCCUAAGUGCAUGCGUGGGCCCUCGUCAAUUCCCAGGUUUCUCCGCCUUCUUUUUGUUUUUCCUCCAGUAAAGUGAUAAGCUAACUCCCUCUCGUCCUGUGAUUGGCCAACCUCGUAAAGGACAGAAACCUCACAAAGUGCCAACGAUAAGAACAUAAGAAAAAGGAAAGCUAUACUGACCUGAAGCAAAUUGCACUACAUUGCACCCUAACCCUAAGACAAGUGUUUUUUCUAUGUGGACAUUUUCUACACGCGUGAUUUCAAAGCGAUUGUUCAGUUUUCCAAAAAUAGUGUUUGAGGGCCAAGCCACGAUGAGAGAAGCCAGGGUGUCAGGGAUUGAGGUUGAAACACCUCCCAUCAGCAGCAUCAUCAUCUUCAUCUUCUUGGUCCUCAUCAGAUGAAAUGAUCUGGCCCUCUUUUUCUUCUGUACUCAAGAGUUUGUCGUGUUUCCUCCAGUGCGGUACCUGCUUGUGAGUUCUGUGCUUGAUUCUUGCAUUUCUGCAAAAUCUCCGGACUUUCAUGUGCACUGUGAUUGCGCUUCCCACUCGCUCGCAUGAAUCCCGCUGUGCGCCGUGCCGUGUGCGUGCGCUCAUAAACGCUUUUCACCAAGAUAGACGAGCAACCCGGUUGAUGACUUUUUAAAGCAGGCACUUUUACCGCUCCUGUGGGUUGACCAGGGGUGUCCAAAUUUUUGCCGCCCAGGGAGUGAAUACAGAGAAAGCAAGAUACGCCAUUUUAUUAAUUUAUUCAAGAAAUCUAUCAACGGGAGAAGGAAUUGCCAAAAUUUGCGAUUAAUUAACUUCCAUACUGAAGUUUGUACGUGAUGCCACAAUAUUGCAGCAAAGCACUUUUUUUUAUUAGACAAAGAUUUGAUCUGAUUGAAUUACUUAGUUCAACAUUGGCACUUAGCACCAGCAAGCCACCAGGUGGCGUCAAAGCCAUAUUUGCGUCUUAAGACACGGUUUUGGCCUGAGCACAAAAAAAAAAAAAAAAGGGUUUGAAAGCCAAACCACCCUUUCCCUUUAAGUUAGUUGCUGUGAGUCCUUGAGAUUAAUUUGUUACUUGUAUUUUGGACACCCCUGAUUGAAAUCACCAUUGCACUUCCACAUCUCCAGCUGAGCCAUGCGUUACGGGCGUACUUGUACCCCACAUCCGCUUUGGGAUUUUUGAUUUGACUUUUCCAAGCUCCCAAGCAAGCACUUUUCCAUCUCCCCCACCCGCACGUGGAGCUCAAGCGUGUAGAGCGCCUCCUCUUUGUGUUGCACUAAUCUGGCCAGUGACGAUCAAGCCCAUUGCGGUGUCACCUUAACUGCGUUUAACCGAGGCCGCUUGUUGCUAAUAAUGAUUCAAAGACGAUGGGUGGGCGAAGUAGCGAAUGUCGGUUGGCGUUAGCGGACAAGAGACAGAUGGACUUGCAGCUUCAGGACUUUUUUUUUGUACAUAUGCAGCAUAAAGCGAACCCUGACGCUUUUUCAUAUAUUAUUUUGUUGUUGUUUCUCUUAUAUUAAAAGGAAACAUUUUUUUUUUUUACAGCACAGAUGCUCCGAAUAUUUUUUUUUACAUUGCUUUGAGAAGCUGUUGUGAACAUACGUUAAAGUAGAAGUCAAGUCAAAAAUAUUCUUUGCGAUAAUAUGUUUGACGUGCAGAAUUGCGACAGUGGGAAAACAAUUAAGAGGAUUGGAUGUCAACAUCCUUGUCUGGUGGAAAACAAGUUGGAUUAGUCUUCUUAAUUUGUAUUACACAAAUGCAAAAAUAUUUUAAAUUAAGGAGGGGGGGCACAUAUUAUUGCAAAACAAAUAUUUUUGACUUGGCUUUAAGAUUCUAUUGUAGCUUUGAGGACAAGGGGGGGAAGACAACAUGUUGAAUGUAAAACUUACAAAAAUAAAAGUUGUUUUGGUUGUAUCUGCCGUGUAGUGUGUACUGCCUGUAGUUAUGAUUUUGGCAUCCAAAUGUUUCAACGUCGCUGUGGCGUCUUUUGCCGCGCUGCUUCGUCAUAUGGAAUGGCAGCAACCGUGCAGUAUUGCUCCUCUUAAAGUACCGUUUGGCAAAGACACAAGUGUUAACUUCUGCUCACUUGCUCUGCUUUUUGUUUUUGUGGCGUCGAGAUGUUUGCGAGGCAGGAAAACCAAGAGGGAGUCGUAUUCCCGUCUGGCACAUUCCAUCAUAUGGAAGCUUUUAGUGUCUUCCACACAAGCUCUUUGGAAAGCCUUUAUAUCAUCUCCUUGAUACCCAUCUUAAGAUCUUGGUCGUCAUUCAUUUGCACACCAGUUGAAAAACUACUCAUUCGCACUAGUACAACGACUGCCUUACUGGUAAAGUUUUAUUCUCUACUGCCUUCCUAUGGAAAGAUGUUUGAGCAUUUAUUAAUUUUCGGAUCAGAUACUAGUACAGUAUUUGUCCUCACCAGUAAAAGAACAACUAGGGCACAUUAGCAGAGCAGAUGUGUCUUCAAAGCAGAAAGAGUAUUACUCUUACCAUGCAUGUAAUUUCUAUGUUUGGUCUACUAGUUUGAAGUUAAUGUCCAUGUACUUGUACACUCUUUCUUGUCGCUAGUAAUACCACUACAUGGUAGUAGUGAGGAGAAACUUACACUAGCUUUCUACUACGGACACAAAAUUCUAUUAGUUAACAUCUAUUGUUCCACCAGACAAUUCACUUCACUUCUCUAGUUGUGUGAAUGUUUGUUUUCGGUAUCCUUGAUAUCCACCUUAAGAUCCACAAACUAUUAAUCCAAAAGAUGCACUGGUAGUUGACUUUUUUUUUUUACUAAGGCACUUGCUCGGACAUAAACGUCCUAACAGUGUGUCAAAUUGUCUUUCCGAUGAGGAUGAAGAAGGUACUAGUACAUGGAUGUUAAGUUAAAUGUCAACUGGCCUUCUUUCCAUUGCAGCACAUUAAGCUAACGGAACCCCGUCAAAUGUGCAGCUCCGCUUUGCUUCCUUCCUUUUGUCCCUCACAUGACCCUCGUUUUUUUUUCUCUCGUGGUUGUGGAGCCCCAUGCGGGCUGCAACCUUUUGCGUUUUGUUUUUUCAUUGAUUGAUUGAUUGAUUGAUUUGUCUGCUUAAUAACACAAUGGAUAGAUGAAAUUAUGAGGUCAUUUCCUAUGUCGAGGAUGUGUCUGGGUUCAUUUGGUGAGAUGUCACUGAAGGCUUUGUUACGCGUUUCCCUCUCUGUACCGUAAUGCGUUACUAUUACCAUCAGUAUGGAAACUCAUGGAGCAUUUCAUCAAUAUCCUUGAUAUCCUUAAUAACUGUUGAACGAGCGGCUUCUCAAACUCUACUGAUAGUAUCAGAAGGCACUAAUAGUGUUGCAGAAAUGCCACGCAGUCCUGGAAAAAAAGUUUACUAGUGCGACGCAAUCAUUGUGUUACUAGUGAAGGAGGACAGAGUGCACUAGUAUAUGAUUGGACCUUAAGCUGGAUAUCAUUUGAAAUCGUUGAUAUCCACUUUCAAGUCAUACUAGUACCGUAAUUUUCGGACUAUAAGUCGCACCGGAGUAUAAGUCGCACCAGCCAUAAAAUGCCCAAAAAAGUGAAAAAAAACAUAUAUAUGUAUAUAAGUCGCUCCUGAGUAUAAGUCGCCCCCCCCCCCCAAACUAUGAAAAAAACGCGACUUAUAGUCCGAAAAUUACAAUAUGUGGUAAAUGUUACAAGUUUUACUUGUGCGCCUCCUAGAAAGAGUACAAGCUAGAUUUCAAGGCUAUCGAAUAAAUGCUCCAAAAGCUUACCAUAUAUCUGCCAUACCACAUGUGACACAUUGGAGGGGACCGAAUGGUUUUGUCGUACUUCUCCCCGUCAUCAUCAGCACAGUGCUGACGGAGGGAAGACUUUGCCAAGAGUUUUUGUGUGAAUGUCAAGCGGCAAUGGCUGAGCAUGUGAUCAUGUGAUCUAUGUGAUGUAAUGUGAGUGAAAGCAAAUAAAAAGAAAAUGCAACAAA